AGAAUAAAAUGGCAAAGUCAAAGAAUCAUACCAAUCACAACCAAAACCGCAAAGACCACAGAAAUGGAAUUAAGAAGCCAAAACGUUUUCUGCAUGAAUCUACCCUUGGUAUGGAUGCCAAGUUUUUAAAGAACCAAAAGUUCUCCAAAAGGCACAACCUUACCACUAAGCAGCAACUUAAACGUGCUGCUGAAAGGAAAACCGAAAGAGAAUCCAAGAAAUAAAUGUUUUUGACUAAAAUAAAGUAUUUUUAAGAA
This is a messenger RNA of Brassicogethes aeneus, 257 nucleotides long. The record is from the annotation of a GenBank genome assembly. NCBI's taxonomy places the organism in Eukaryota, Metazoa, Arthropoda, Insecta, Coleoptera, Nitidulidae.